CUUGCUAUUGAAGGGAUAUAAGUCAUAAAAUUCAGACCGUGUUCACGACAACAUUGACGAUUCUACUGAACUCAUCAAGCUUCGACCGCCACGAUGAGACCUUUUCCCACCUGAAUCUUAGCAGUGGGCGCCAGGGCCAGCCACCGAGACUGUUGGGCACCAUGAAUGGCAGACAGGUCCCCGUAGAUAACGUCUUACACCCGGCCUGGAGAGACUCCGUCGUCCAUCUCAUAGUCUCGCAAAGCUGGGACGAGUCUCUUCCCUCAGGUCUCGCCGAGCAGGCUAUCCAUAAAAUGACCUAUGACAGGGGCUAUGCCCUUGGCCAGCUGACCCCUGAUUCAGGCGCUUAUUUCGAUGAGGUCUGUUCCGCGAACGAUUAAUGUUUACACUGUUGUUGGAGUUGCUGACCGGUUUGGGGGGACAAAAGGCGAACCCAUUGGAGCCCGAGUGG
Messenger RNA from Aspergillus japonicus CBS 114.51, 451 nucleotides. RefSeq lists its product as uncharacterized. The coding region runs from base 162 to 380 and encodes 72 amino acids. NCBI's taxonomy places the organism in Eukaryota, Fungi, Ascomycota, Eurotiomycetes, Eurotiales, Aspergillaceae. The transcript has a single exon. The record is from RefSeq and is a predicted model, not a curated record.